CUGAUAUAUUUUGACUAUUAGUGAUGAUUAUAGGAUUCAUUAACUUUUUUUGAUUGUUAAAUAAAGUACCUCUAAAAUACUCAUUAUAUAAUAUUUGUAGACUAUCAUUAAAAAAAUUAUUUUAUAUUUGUUUAACGAUACUUAAAUAAUCUUUUAAUUAAAUAUAUAUUUUUUGCUAUAAAAGGAUUCAUCACUUGUAGAAACAAUUAUAUAUAUAUAUUUUAGUUAGUUAUAAUUCAUCAGAAAAAAUAAUGUCAAAACUAUUAGCUCUAUUAGUAUUGUCAUCAGUUAUGGCGAUGACAGUACUCGCCGGCACCGGUAGACGAUUAUCACUUCCCUUAGGCGAAGAAAUGUUAACCAAUAAGAUGGCCGACUAUAUCAAUAGUCUGAACACAACUUGGAAGGCUCAAAAUAAUUUUGCCGGAUAUUCAUUACAAUUUAUCCGCGGACUGAUGGGUGUUCACAAAGAAAACCAGAGAUACCGUUUGCCAAUCUUAACCCAUAAUCUUGAAAAUAUUGAACUUCCCGAUGAGUUUGACUCGAGGACACAAUGGCCUCACUGUCCAUCUAUUCGGGAGAUUAGAGAUCAAGGAUCGUGUGGCUCGUGUUGGGCUUUCGGUGCAGUCGAGGCCAUGUCUGACAGGAUAUGUAUUGGAAGUCAAGGAAAAGUCAUUGUUGAGGUGUCGGCUGAGGACUUGGUUUCGUGUUGCAGUUCGUGUGGUUUCGGAUGUAGCGGUGGUUUUCCUGGUGCUGCCUGGAACUAUUGGGUACACACAGGACUGGUAUCGGGAGGUCUGUACAAUAGUCAUAAAGGUUGUCAACCGUAUGUGAUAGCUGCCUGCGAACAUCACACAACUGGCCACUUAAAACCGUGUGGCGAUAUUUUGCCGACACCAAAAUGUUUGCAUAUCUGCGAAAAGGGCUAUAAUGUGAGCUAUAGUCAGGACAAACACUACGGUCGCAAAUCCUACGGUAUCUCAAACCACGUCCAACAGAUACAGACUGAAAUCAUGACCAACGGUCCGGUCGAGGCUGACUUUACCGUCUACUCGGACUUUGUGAGCUAUAAAUCUGGUGUCUAUCAGAGACACAGUUCCGAAGAGUUAGGCGGACACGCCAUCCGGAUCCUUGGUUGGGGUGUAGAAGAUAACGUUCCCUAUUGGUUGGCAGCCAACUCAUGGAAUGAGGACUGGGGUGAUAAAGGAUACUUCAAAAUACUCAGAGGUAAGGAUGAGUGUGGUAUCGAAAGUGAUAUCAACGCAGGUCUGCCCAAAGUUUAACAUUAUUAACACAAUGACGACCAACCGUUUCAACAAAAAAUAACACAUUUAUUGUCAAUUGAUUUAAACAAGUGUUAUAAGUCUAACAGUUAUCUAAUAGUUUUUAUAAUAAUCAUUUUAUAUACUUUUUUUGUAAUUCUAAAAACAUUAGAUAUUUUUGUUAAAUAUUUUAUUAUGAUUAUUUUAAAUUUAUAUUUUGUAUAAUUUCAUUAAAACACUAUA
Oppia nitens is the source of this 1502-nucleotide messenger RNA. RefSeq names its product cathepsin B-like (gene CtsB). Gene Ontology annotation, biological process: regulation of catalytic activity. The record is from RefSeq and is a predicted model, not a curated record. Bases 252 to 1280 code for a protein of 342 amino acids. NCBI's taxonomy places the organism in Eukaryota, Metazoa, Arthropoda, Arachnida, Sarcoptiformes, Oppiidae. Gene Ontology annotation, molecular function: cysteine-type endopeptidase activity. The transcript is spliced from 5 exons. Gene Ontology annotation, cellular component: lysosome.